AUGUCCUCCAAACAUUUCAUCAGUGACCCGACCAAACUGGUCAACGAUGCCCUGCACAGCUUGACCAUCACAAACCCCACGGUCGCACUGGAUGCCGAAAACAAGAUCAUCUACCGUCGACCGACAAAUGCACCCAGCCAGGUCUCUCUCCUGUCUGGCGGAGGCUCUGGUCAUGAACCGUCCUUUGCUGGCAUGGUCGGUCCCGGCAUCCUCUCUGCUGCUGUGGCCGGGACCAUCUUCGCCAGCCCUUCAGCUGAGCAGGUUCGCAAUGGCGUCAUAUCCCGUGUUGACACUGAGAAAGGUGUUCUUGUUGUCGUAAUGAACUACACGGGAGAUGUUCUCAGUUUCGGUAUGGCCGUGGAAAAGGCCAAGGCUGCUGGCGUGGAGUGCGAAAUGGUUGUCGUCGGCGACGACGUUGGCGUCGGCCGCGCCAAAGGUGGUAAAGUUGGCCGUCGAGGCAUCGCCGGUACUGUUCUUGUCAUCAAGAUUGCCGGUGCCCUUGCUGCGCAGCGAAAGCCGCUUUCUGAGGUAGCCAAGGUUGCCAGGCUGACGGCUGAGAAUCUGGUCAGCGUUGGAGCCAGUUUGGAUCACGUUCAUGUGCCGGGACGUGCUAUUAGUACUGAGCACACCCUUGAGCCUGGCGAGGUGGAAAUCGGCAUGGGCAUUCACAAUGAGGAUGGUUCAGGCAGAGCUAAGAUCGGUCUCCCCGAUUUAGUCAAGAGGAUGCUUUCCCAGCUUCUUGAUCAGUCUGACAAGGACCGCGCGUUUGUUGACGUGAAGUCCAAUCAGAUUGUUCUUCUCAUCAACAAUCUGGGAAGUGUGAGCGUCCUUGAGAUGGGUGGCAUCACCACUGAGGUGGUCUCACAACUGCAGUCCACCUACAACAUCAAGCCGGCAAGAGUCCUGAGCGGCAUGUACAUGACGAGCCUGAACGGUCUUGGUUUCAGUAUCAGCUUGCUUAACACUGUGGACACGGGUGGUCCAAGCAUGAUCGAACUCCUGGACGCUCCAAGUGAAGCUCCUGGGUGGGCUGCUCCUAUCCAGUCGGCGACAUGGGAAGCAGGAAAUACGGCAGAGAGGACAGGCUCAUCGAAAUUGGAUGAAGCUAAAAAGCCAAGUGGUCAGACGAUGACUGUCGCGGAUGAGAAAUCUGCUCUAAUUUCUGCACUAGAGGCUGUCAUUGCUGCUGAGCCUGAAGUCACCCAGUACGAUACUGUAGUGGGAGACGGUGACUGCGGUAUAGGAUUGAAGAGAGGAGCUGAAGCUGUGCUCAAGCACAUCAGUACGAGCCCCUUGACGGGAGAUGUUCUGUCUGAUCUUGCAGGCAUUGUGCCCGUAAUAGAGAACAACAUGGACGGUACCUCUGGUGCUCUCUAUGCUAUUUUCCUAAACGCUCUCGUCCAUGCACUCCAGGUCCCCGCUCCUGGUGCUCUUACACCCCAGACAUGGGCCAUAGCCUUGCAGCAGAGCUGUGACGCGCUUUCUAAAUAUACACCAGCUCGCCCAGGUGAUCGUACCUUAGUGGAUGCACUCUAUCCCUUCGUUGAGAUCCUAGGCAAGACGGGUAGCCUGGCCGAGGCUGCUAAUGCGGCUCGAAAGGCGGCAGUGGAGACAAAGGGCAUGCAAGCCAGCCUUGGUCGAUCUGUCUAUGUAGGUGGCAGCGGCUUCACACAAGUCCCGGAUCCUGGAGCUUGGGGUCUGUCAUGUUUCUUCCUUGGCCUUGCAGGUCUCCCGUCGAAGGAGUAA
Molecule: messenger RNA, 1746 nt
Organism: Clonostachys rhizophaga
Lineage: Eukaryota; Fungi; Ascomycota; Sordariomycetes; Hypocreales; Bionectriaceae
Source: the annotation of a GenBank genome assembly